AUGUCAACACUCCCACAUGCCUCAAACUCUGAGACUGCUCUGAAUAACCAGCAUUCAAUGGGAUCCAUCUUUUCUAUCAAGGCUGCACCUCUGGUGACUGCUGGAUCCCUCGGAGAAGCCAUGUGGAUAGCGUCUUUGCGGGCAAUGAUACAGAGCCCUUCCUAUGAUACCGAAAACACUCAGGACUGUGGAUCUGUGGUACUCUCGCAAUACAAGGAUCCCUUCAGAUACCUUAGCGCCAUGUUCCCAACUGAACGCCAUGAAGUUCGACUGCUAUCCAAGCCUGGAUUUGGCUCUGCGUAUACUGCAUACACUUGUUAUCUUACAGUGCAGAAAGUCUGUGAUGCACUUGGCCUUGAUAUGCAAAGUCAAAUAGUGGUCACAUCAGCAGGCGUAACACGCAAGGAUGUUAUUCAUUGGACUGGGGCACAAGAAGGAACAUUUGCGAAUCAUAGGAAGGACAUUAGAAGGUCAGAGGAACUGCGUCUGAGGUUUGGAAGAGCAAUUUCUCUUACUGCGAGAAAGAAAUCUCUGAAGCUGUUGCUCAAUAACUUUGUCAUUUCUCCCACUGUGCAUCUAGCUAAACCCAUUGGUGAAAGAGCUCCGGAACUUCAGUAG
Molecule: messenger RNA, 618 nt
Organism: Suillus subalutaceus
Lineage: Eukaryota; Fungi; Basidiomycota; Agaricomycetes; Boletales; Suillaceae
Exons: 2
Coding region: 1-618 (205 amino acids)
Source: RefSeq, a predicted model, not a curated record